Helianthus annuus (common sunflower) is the source of this 489-nucleotide messenger RNA. Its product is annotated as leucine-rich repeat extensin-like protein 1. NCBI's taxonomy places the organism in Eukaryota, Viridiplantae, Streptophyta, Magnoliopsida, Asterales, Asteraceae. The coding region runs from base 1 to 489 and encodes 162 amino acids. The record is from RefSeq and is a predicted model, not a curated record. The transcript has a single exon.
AUGGACGACGACCCUGAUCCUGAUCUGCAAACCGAAACACCUGGCCAUCCUAUCAGCAUAUCCAACAGUUCUCCAUAUCAAGGAUCGUCGUACCAAGGGCCUGAUUCUUUUGCCGAAAGGUGGGCCACGUAUGAAUGGGCAUUCACCCCUUCAUAUCAUAACUCUCCUGCUCAACCUCCCUUGGAUGAUCCGCAACUUCAAGCAGUUUCUCCACCACCUCUACUUGUUGAGGAGCCACCUCAACAACCACCUCAACCACCUCCCGAGCCGCCAAGGCGAAGGAGGAAUGCACGAAUCUCAAUGCGAGGGGGACCAUGGUUCAGUUCCCCUCAAGGCUCAAGUUCUUACCCUCCUAUCACCGAGGACUCCCAUAUGGGUAGACCCUCGCACGUGGUGCGGGAAAGCGAUCCUCUGCCCGUUUCUUAUGCACCACACCACCGCCAGUGGGUUUCAACAAAUAUUAGCUUACCCAGGUUCUUCUGGGUAUAA